Molecule: messenger RNA, 8757 nt
Organism: Lethenteron reissneri (Far Eastern brook lamprey)
Lineage: Eukaryota; Metazoa; Chordata; Hyperoartia; Petromyzontiformes; Petromyzontidae
Gene: PER1
Product: period circadian regulator 1
Biological process (GO): entrainment of circadian clock by photoperiod; negative regulation of transcription by RNA polymerase II; circadian regulation of gene expression
Cellular component (GO): nucleus; cytoplasm
Molecular function (GO): transcription cis-regulatory region binding; transcription corepressor binding
Source: RefSeq, a predicted model, not a curated record
GCUGCUGUCAACGCCACCACCAGCAUCGACAGACCCAGUCGCUGUUCAACAUCUCCAGUUUAGUUAUUUAAUAGCGGUGCUGCGCAUCACCUACACACGUGUAAUGUAUACAUUCACAUAAGCUUACAAUAAGCAGAUGUGGUCGAGGUUGUGAUUUUAGGGGUUGAUUUGUGUUUUGAAGUUUUAGUUUUUUUUACGUUUGGAGGAGACAUCUGCGCAUGGACGUUAGUUUCUGAUUUAGCAAAAGAAAACACCAUCGGAGUGACCACUGCACUCUGCCAGUGGGGACCAGGCGCACGAUGGCCAUCCAUUUACAGACACCCGCGACAAAUAAUUAAAACUCAUUUCACUUGAUAACCAUUGAUAAAGUCAAUACAAUCCAAGCCAGAGCCGAUUCGUGAUUUUGGGUGCCCAGAGGCUAAUCCUGCUCCGAAAGCGGUGCCGACCAUUCCCGAUGGACACGGAGCAGUGCGAGACGAGCGACGCGAUGGCCAUGCCGGCGGACACCGCGGGCAACGACUCCUGCCGUCGCGACGACGAACCCUCGCAUCCGAGGGACCACGAGGAGGAGCCCGGGCCACCGGCCGAUGACGUGGACAUGAAGAGCAACGGCUCGCAGGGGAACGACUCGAGCGGGAACGACGAGCUCAACGGCAGCGAGUCGAACGGUACGGGCUCGCACGACGGCGCGUCGCGCGGCGCCGGCUCCAGCGGCCGCUCGAGGGGCAGCGGCAAGGACUCGGCGCUGAUGCUGCUCACGUCCGAAAGCAACAAGAGCUCAAAUUCCCAGAGCCCGUCUCCUCCAAGCAGCUCCAAUGCCUUCAGUCUCCUGAGCAGCUCCGAGCAAGACCACCCAUCCACAUCCGGUUGCAGCAGUGAGCAGUCGAUGAAGGCCAAGACACAGAAGGCCCUGCUCAAGACACUCAAGGACCUGAAGGCCCGGCUGCCGCCUGAGCGACGCGUCAAGGGCAAGUCGUCAACGCUGGCGACGCUGCAGUACGCGGUCUCGUGCAUCAAGCAGAUCCGAGCCAACGAGGAGUACUACCAGCUGUGGACGGUGGAUGAUGGCAAAACGGCGACGCUCGACAUCGGCACCUAUACCAUGGAGGAGCUGGAGACGAUCACCUCUGAGUACACACCCAAAAGCACCGACACUUUUGCGAUGGUGGUGUCGCUCAUCUCGGGCCGCAUGAUGUUCUCGUCGGAGCACACGGCCUGGACGCUCGGUUGUCGAAAGGAGCUGCUGUCCGACGUGAAGUUCGUGGAGAUGCUGGCGCCGCAGGACGUGAGCGUCUUCUACAGCGCCACAGCGCCGGGGAAGCUCCCGCCGUGGGGCAGCAUGCACGAGGCCGCCACUGCUGCGUUUGAAUAUCCCCAGGAGAAGCCGUUCUUUUGCCGAAUCCGGGGGGGAGGCAGUAAGGACGAGGCGGUGUACCUGCCGUUCCGGCUCACCCCGUACCUCAUGAAGGUUCGCGAGGGCGAAGACGGCGCCGACGCGGGUGGGGAGCCAUGCUGCCUGGUGCUCGCCGAGCGCGUGCACUCGGGCUACGAAGCGCCACGCAUCCCCCCGGAGAAGCGAAUCUUCACGACGACACACACGCCGGGCUGCGUCUUCCUGGACGUGGACGAGAGGGCGAUCCCCCUGCUGGGAUACCUGCCCCAGGACCUAGUGGGGACCCCCAUGCUGACGUACAUCCACCCCAACGACCGGCACCUGAUGCUCGCCGUGCACAAAAAGAUCUUGAAGUUUGUGGGGCAGCCAUUCGACCACUCCCCGUUCCGCUUCUGCUCGUACAACGGGGACUACGUGACCAUCGACACGAGCUGGUCGAGCUUCGUCAACCCGUGGAGCCGCAAGGUGGCCUUCAUCAUCGGCCGCCACAAAGUCCGCACAGGCCCCCUCAACGAGGAUGUGUUUGCGAGCCCCGCGACCGCGGUGGUUGGCGAAGUGGAGCCGCGGGCUCCGGACUCGGACGUCGCCGACAUCCAGGAGAGGAUCCACAAACUCCUGCUGCAGCCCGUGCACAACAAUGGCUCGAGCGGCUACGGGAGCCUCAUGGGCAGCAACGGGCAUGACUCGCACGGGCACCGGCUGAGCUUCGCUUCCUCCAGCGAGGGCACUGGCGCCGCACCUGAUGACGGCCACGCGGACAAACCCAUGUCAUUCGCCCAGAUUUGCGUGGACGUGCAGCAGCUGACGAACCCCGGGCGGCAGCAGCAGCAGCAGCGCUGCCCAGAACCCCUGAGCCGGCAGCAGCAGCAGCAGCAGCUCGGAGCGCAAGUGGGAGAUCAAGGCCAGAUGGUGCUGCCCAAGGCCGUGCUGGAGAUGGGCCGAGAAGGCCCGCGGGCCGGACGCGAGCGCUCAGCCAGAGCCGUCACGGACGAGACCGGCAAGAAGGAGCAGACGGCCAUGCCGUCCUACCAGCAGAUCAACUGCCUCUACUCCAUCAUACGAUACCUGGAGAGCUGCAACGUGCCCAAGGCGGAGAAGCGCAAGUGCCCGGCCUUGUGCGAGGCCUCCUCCUCGACCUCGGACGACGAGAAGCCGGACGUGGCCGCACAGGAUCCGAGCGGAGCCGAGAUGGACCCGGAAGUGAUGGAGGCGGAGCCCGAGAUGGCGGUGGACCCCGUGGAGCCGGUGGCGCCGCCCGUCAUGGCGACGCCGCCGCCGCCUCCGCCGCCGCUGGCCCCGCUGCCACUGCCCCUGAGCAAGGCGGAGAGCGUCAUGUCGGUGACGAGUCAGUGCAGCUACAGCAGCACCAUCGUUCACGUGGGCGACCGCGACAAAAAGAACCAGCCGCCCGACUCCGAAAUCGCUGCUCUGGAGGACACGCCCAACAUGGGGGGCGGGGACCCUCCCGAGACGCCCGGCAAGGGGGGCACGGCCCCCCCGCCGGAGAAGGAGCGCGAGAGGGAGGAGUACAAGAAGGUGGGCCUCACCAAGGAGGUGCUGUCGGCCCACACGCUCAAGGAGGAGCAGACGUACAUCCAGCGCUUCCUGGCGCGCGACGGCACCACCAACUUCUGGGCGUUCGGCUCCCCGCACCGCUUUUGCCUACCGAGCCAACACCGCGGCCGCUCACGCGACAGAGGCGUCCACGGCCUGUCUCAUCAGAGCUCCAAGGUGAGCGGCCCCACCCUGCGCCGCGCCGGCACCGGCGGCGUCGGCACCGGUGCCGGCACCUCCGGCCGACUCGGCAAGUCGAAGCCCAAGCGAGCGAAGCAGCAGCAGGAGUCGUCGGACAGCGGGCCCGGCUCCACCUACGCGCAGACACCCUUCCAGCGCCGCGCCACCACUGGCACCCGGUUCCAGCCGACCGUCGAGCAGGUGGCGGCCUGCAGCCAGAGCUGGUUGCCCUCGGACGAGUGCUUGGGCCCACUGCCCCAGCACGUGGCCUCCCUGCCCCCUCACGUGGCGGUGGGGCCCCCGGGGCUGGGGCCGCAGGGCGUGGGGCUCUACCAGCUGUCCUACCCGCUGCCGGUGCUGCCCGGCUUCCAGCCCGUCUCUGCCGAGGCCCAGUUCCCGGCGGCCGCCGUGGCGGCGGCGUCGGUGCCGCCGUACCUGGCACCCGUGCUCACGUUCGUGAUGCCGCAAAACUACCUCCUGCCCGCCGCCGGCUGCUACCAGGUGGCCGGCUCUGCGCAGGGGCCCGCGCCGGCCGUGUACGCUCUGCCGCCGUUUGCGCUGGCCUCCGCGGGGGCGCCGGGGCUGAUUGCCGACCCUUCCCAGGCCUCCGCGGCCACGCCGGCCGCGUCGAUGGCGACGAUGUCGUCGCUUGCGUCGGCGCCGGCUUCCUCGGGGCUGUACCCGCGGUGCAUCAUCGCCACCGGCGUGGAGGAGGAGGAAGAGGAGGAGGCGCCGGGCGCGGACGACGUGGACAUGGGGGAGGCGGUGGAUCUGCUGGCGGCCGUGGAGCCGGCGGCGCUGGCGGGAUCGCGGGCUUCCACGCCGGGCGUGCUGGCGGCACCGCUGUCACCCGGCCUGGAGGAGCAGGACUCCGCGCCGUCGCUUUUCGACCAAUCGCGGUGCAGCUCCCCGCUGCAGCUCAACCUCCUCAACUUGGACGAGGCGACGCCGCGCACCAACGAGCGCGCCGACGGCGGCGCCGGCGCUGAGCAGCAGCCCGGCGAGCAGCAGGAUGCCAGCGAAGAGGGGAACAACAACGACACAAUGUCCACUUCCAGCGACCUCCUGGACCUGCUGCUGCAGGAGGACUCCCACUCGGGCACGGACUCGGCCGCCUCGGGCUCGGGCUCCUCGGGCUCGGGGUCGUCGGGUUCGCGCUCGCUCGGCUCCGCGGGCUCGGGCGGCUCCAACGCCUGCGACACGUCGCGCAGCGGCACAGGCAGCACCAGCAACACCAGCCAGUACUUUGCAAGCAAUGACUCAUCGGAGGUUGACCAGAAAGAGCGCAAGGAGAGGGAGGAGGACAACAAGUUCAAGCAGCUGUUGCUGCAGGACCCCAUCUGGCUGCUCAUGGCCAACACCAACGAGUCGGUCAUGAUGACCUAUCAGCUGCCCUCCCGGGACGUGGAGACCGUUCUCAAGGAGGACCGUGAGAAACUCAAGGAGAUGCAGAAGCUGCAGCCUCGCUUCACGGAAGCACAGCGCCGGGAGCUGUGUGAGGUGCACCCAUGGCUCAAGAAAGGAGGGCUCCCCGUGGCUAUCAACAUCCAGGUGUGCGAGUGCGGCAGCACCACGAGCACCAAGGCCUCGGCCCCGUUUGACGUGGAGACGCACGAGAUGGACGAUGGCGGGAUGCUCGAACUAGGCGAGGAGGGCUCGGGCGUGGCCCAGCAGGCCGGCACGGUGGCGCCCCAACCCAUGCUGCUGCCCCCGCCACCGCCAGCUCCGUUCGGUGGCACCGUUUCCGCGACGAUGCGUGCGGCCCACAAGACCGCACAGGCCUCUGAGGGCGUCGCCAUGGAGACGGGGGUGUUGAGGAGGGACUGGCAGCAGCGAGGACAAAUUGUGUCACCGGCGAAACGAGCGCAGCAGCAGCAGCAGUCGGAGACAGCCUCCGAAUUUGCGCGGCCCUCAGCGUGCAAGUAGCGUGGCAGUGCAAAGUGUGAGGCUCGCAAUCUAAACGACUUUCGUUUGAGAGAUGUUGCUGGUACGUACUGUGAGGAAUGGUCAAAGCGCAGCUCAGUUUUGGCAGAGGAUUGUGAACAAUUCGGCAAGGGCGACUCGAUAUAAGUCGUGUGCCCGGCUGCUGCCGUGUCAUUGGUGGCGCUGCGCAGACAAAGGUGGCUGUGCCUGAGUGGCGCAGAUUCCCUUGAACGCAGGCGUGCAUUGGGCUGGCCACAGCAGUCGCCCACAAGCAGCGCUACCAACACGGCGAGUAUGCGUCUUUGUGAGUGGGUGUUUGAAUGAGGGGGUUUCCCAUAUGCGUGUGCAUGUACACGCCCAGGCGAAGAGAUCACUCUGGAUUCAAAUUCCAUAAGCAGCCCAGCACAGGUGUGCACAAAGGUAGGUGUGCGAACUGAUUCAACUCAAACGUAUGUGAUUGCAUUGGCAGCGAUCUAAACGAGUUGGUUAGCGUCGACAGGCUCCGUGAGUAGAGUCGGGGUACAGUCUAUAGGUUUGGACUGACACAACAUGAGUAAAUGCUAAGGCCCGAGACUUGUCUUAUGGCUGCUCGCAAUGCAAAUGAAUGGAGCCAGUCAAGUGAGAAAAUUGACCUAGAAAUAGGAGGUCGAAACAAGGCAUCUCCACGAUUGAAAAGCAUGGACUGGAGGAUCACUCGUCCCGAGUGUCCUCGGGUUGUCUUUGUUACUCGUGAUAAACCUCCAUGUCUGUCUGACUGCGCUGGACGCUAUCAGGACUAUUUUUAUCCCCGAGUUACCUCAUUUGUCAUUGCGAACUUGUCUCUGGGGAAGCAAAAAAAAAACAAUUUCAAGCGGUCAGAAGACAGAAAACGGCUCGCGGUCUGGGGGCCACGGGGAACCAAUGAACUCGAACAAGAUCUGCUGGUAGACGCCCCCACCCGACUCACUGUGUCGCUCUUAUGGGCCUGGUAAUGAUUACUGCUGUAGACUCUAUGCCUUGUGCAUCUCGCAACCAAACACGAGCUCAUCUCAUCGCUUCACCUCCACACUGGUUAUCCUGCUGGGAUGCCAUUUCAUCUUCAGUUUCAACCAUCGGCCAUCAUCACCCUUAGCAAUGUGUCGUGGCCCAUGCCCACAGUCAAUAUGAUGUAUCUUAUUUGUAUUUGUUCUCCAAUCCGUCUGUUGAUCUUUGUCUGUCUCUCAGUUGAUUCCAAGCAUGCAUCUCUCCAUGCUUCUCUGCAUAUGCUGCAUCUUGUUUUAUUAUGUAAUCAGUGUAUUUACAAUCAAUUUGUAGCAGCUAACAUGCAUUCUUUGAAAACUGCAUUCUUUUGGCAGAUGGGUAGGUUUCUAUUCAUUAUCAAACAUAGACUUUCAAAAGUACCCCAACCUGCUCUCGAUCGCCACCAUUUUUAUCCCGGUGUGCCUUCAACAAUCGUUAUGUUUUCCAGUUGUCUCCCUCCAACAGUUACCCGAAUUGGUUUAGUGCUCAUUCAUUUUGAGCACAACUUUACAACUUUAAACAUUUAUCGUUAAGAUUCUUGUGACACCGAGAACAUCGCGCUUGGUUGUUUGGUCGCUGUUGGAAUGAGCAAGAAAGGCAGCGAGAGAUUGUCACCAUGUGAUGUCGUGUGGCCCCAUUGGUGUCGUCUGCGUCCCUCGGUCUGCAAGGUCUGUCGUCUUGGGUACGUUUCCCUCGAUGUAGUGUCACACGCCCACCCCAGACGCUCCAGCAGUACGUUUGACCUUGUUGUAGUGCAGAAUGUACAUUCGUGAUGUACUGGACUCGUGAUGAGAGUGCGUGACAACAAACGUGUUCAGCCGUAGACUGGGAUGUGCUCGUCAGCGUGAUGUGCAGUCAUGUGCAAAGUGAAACACGGGUCUGCUUGUGUUGACUUCAUUGUUGUGUGCUUGACACUGGGUUGUGCUGUAUUUCAUUGUCUCUUUAUUUUAUUAUUAAUGCAGUGUUGUUGUUUUUCCCGUGACCUAAUUAACGGAGCGAGAUGGAUCGCUCGCUGCGAUUGCUCGCCCCACACUCCGACCGUCCUUUUAGUCCGCGUCGGUCUUCUCCAUGGUUGGGACUGGAAGACCGCAAUGUGGUCAGCAAGGUCGAUUGCCUGCCGAUCUAGAGGGCCUUUUGUGACCGACAGCUAGCCAUUAAUAUUAUUAUUCCGACUACUGUGCUUGUUUACCCAGCAAAGUCCAAUUGAGUCACUUUUAGGAGGGUGCUGCCAAGCAUUCACAGUAAAAGGCGAUGCUUGCUAUGUAUCAUCCCAAUUUGGCCAAUUUGGACCAUGACGAACAGUUUGAACCAUAUCGUGGCCUAGUGAAAUAUAUGCCCUCUCCAUGCUCAAAUGGAGGGCAGCACACUUUGCAUUGGUGGUGGAAAGUCUACAUUCCUGUGGCAGGAGCCCGUCUUUCUGUAAGAUAGCCACUUGACUUACCAGGAAGUGAUACUCACUUUAUCGAUACUGGAAGAAUUGCUGAUGGGCUACGCUCCACUCCCUGAGCAGUAUUUGAACUCGCAAUCUCGUGAUGGUGAGUGAAGGGGCCUGACCACUGAUAAGUUACCCUGCCCGUUAAAAAAAGUUGUACAAUCAAACUGCAGCAACUGCCAUGAACCUAUCUGCACAGGGCUUUGGGUACACUCCCAGCGGUGGCCUUUAAGAAAUGUACAUUGUGAUUGCUGCUAUGAAUACUAUUAUUUAUAUUCGUGAAAGUGUAACUGUAACGGGAGUGAAUGACAAAGUAGACAAAAGUAAUUCCUGCUGGUAUUGGUCAUCACUGAUGAGGGAAUGUGUUUUGUGGGUUUUGCUAUUUUAUAUAUAACUUGAUGCUUUGGUUGGACUGCGCGACACUUUAUAUUGGGCCUGUGGUCACAGCAGUCACUUGCGCUGCAUCUUUACAUGAUAGUCAUUUUAUUUUUGUAUGCGUGUUUAGUUAUGUAUUUGAAAAAAAAACACCCAAAACAGUGUGCAAAAAAGUGAAUUAGAAAAAUCUUUAAAGCUUCACCCAAUGGGGCCGACCGAUUCCUGUGCCUGGAUGCAUGCAGACGCAUGUCUGCCCGAAUUUAUUUUUGUAAUCCUGAUGAAAAUUACGUGCAAGCAUUUCAUAUCUGCACGAGGUCUGGCCCUUGGUUUAAUUCGUAAAAGCAACUGGCGUGCAUUCAGAUGAGUCACAAGUGAUAUUUACUUUUAUCUUGAAGUGCGGCGAAUUUGCAUGCUGGAGAACGUUCUGCGGUUUUCUACCGGUGUCAUCUCAUGUCUCUCUUGAAGGGUUUGAGAGGUUCUCUCCUGCAGAGCAAGGGGGUGUAUUAACAAGGUAACGGUAUCUGCAGUGUGAAUGCGAUGCGGCACGGGUGUAAACGUGUAGUUGAUCAGUUUAGCAUGUACACAAGUGAAUGUCCUUGCACAUGCACUUGAGAGGCUAAUGCUGUAAAUGUGCAUUACGCAGGUGAAUAGGGAAACUGAGUGUUUUUAGUGCCUGGUUUUGCUGAAUUUUUUUAUAUUGACAUUCGAGAAUCCAAAUGUCAUUUUCACAAGUUGUCUGUGAACAAACUUUCAGAUUUCUUCACUGUUUAUUAUAUAAUCGUCAUGUUUAUUGUUAUUACAAUGUUAUAUUUUUCAAUGAAAUGUUCGUCAGGAAAUUUCUACCGCUGUUGAGAAAUUUGACGUUUUAAGUUCUUGUUUUAGGAUGUGUGGAUUUCACAAA